AGUAACUCCCGCUCCAGCUGACAGACCCCAGUAAGCAGCCGCCUCCCAAACCCCAAAGCGCAGACCCCGCACCCCGGCCCGUGCUGUUACCCCAUGCAUCCCGCUAUCUUCGCAGCAGGUUAAGAGGCCAAGAUGCGUUUAUUCUCUUCCUCCCUCGCCGCGACGUCUUCUGCGUUCUCCUCCUGGAGCGACGGCCGUCUCGCGAACACCUCGAACUCCAGCCAGUCGUAUUGUUACAACGGAGCGCUCGGGAGCACCGUGCUGCAGGGGGUCACCUUUGGGGGCAUCCCCACCGUCUUGGUGUUAGAUGUAACCUGCUUCGCGCUCCUGUUGUUGGCGUUUUCUCUGAUCCGGAAGAGGUUCUGGGACUAUGGACGGGUCGCCUUGGUGUACGAUUCAGACAGCGGGCCGCCGAGCAGAUAUCGCAGACUGUCCUCGUCUUCAACCAGCGAGGAGCUUGAAAGGGACAGAGGCUUUUGUUUCUGGAUGACCUCUGUCUUCCAAAUGAACGAUGAUGACAUCCGUGAGCGGUGUGGCGAGGAUGCGACCCACUAUCUUUCCUUCCAGCGUCACAUCAUCUGCCUGCUUGUAAUCGGCUGCAUCUUGUCUGUGGCCGUCAUCCUGCCGGUGAAUUUGUCCGGGGAUUUGCUUGAUAAUGAUCCACUCAAUUUUGGGAGGACAACAAUUGCAAACCUACAGCACAAGGACAGUCUCCUGUGGCUGCAUACGGUGAUCGGCGUGAUUUAUCUGAUCCUCGUGGUGGUUUUUAUGCGACAUCAUACCUCUGCCAUCAAAUAUAAAGGAGAAAAUACGGUGAAGCAGACGCUCUUUAUCACCGGGCUGCCGCGGGAAGUAGACAAGGAUAUCAUCGGUAGACACUUCAGCGAGGCGUAUCCAACCUGCAGGGUAGUGGACGUCCACCUGUGUUACGACGUCGCAGACCUGAUUCGUCUCUCCAAAGAGAGGAAAAAGGCUGAGAAGAGUUUGGCUUUCUACAACAAACUGUUCAAAAAGACAGGACAGCGCAUUUUAAUCAACCCAAAGCCGUGCGGCCAGUUCUGCUGCUGUGUGAUCCGCGGCUGUGAGUGGGAGGACGCUUUAGAAUACUACACCAGGGUGAAUGACAGACUGAUGGAGGAAUUCAACCAAAAAAUGGCCGUCGUUCGCAAUGUUUCGCUGGGAAUCGCCUUCGUCACGUUUGCAGAAAAAUCUAUGGCUACUUUUAUUCUGAAAGAUUUCAACGCGGUGAAGUGCCAGGGGUGCCGAUGCGCUCCGCAGCCCCAGCCCUCCGGCUACAGCCAGACGCUCCGUGCCUCCAGGUGGACGGUCAUGUAUGCCACCUACCCUGAGAACAUAUCCUGGGCGAAUCUCUCGGUGCAGGGCUGGAGGUGGUGGGCCCGGUGCCUCGGCAUUAACUUCUGCCUCUUCAUCGUGCUGUUUUUUCUGACGACCCCUUCGAUUAUUAUCAGCACGAUAGACAAAUUCAACGUCACCAAACCCAUCUACUACCUGAAUAACCCGAUCAUCAGUCAGUUCUUCCCCACAUUGCUGCUGUGGUCCUUCUCAGCCUUGUUGCCGACGAUUGUCUAUUAUUCCACCCUGAUUGAAGCUCACUGGACAAAAUCGUCGGAGAACAGAAUAAUGAUGCAUAAAGUGUAUAUCUUCCUGAUUUUCAUGGUGCUGAUUUUGCCGUCGCUCGGCCUUACCAGCUUAGACUUUUUCUUCCGGUGGCUGUUUGAUAAGUCUGUGGAUGUUCAGGGACCCAUUCGCUUGGAAUGCGUCUUCCUCCCAGACCAAGGAGCCUUCUUUGUAAACUACGUGAUUGCCUCGGCGUUCAUUGGGAAUGGGAUGGAGCUGAUUCGCCUUCCUGGGUUACUCCUGUAUACGGUGCGCAUGAUAAUGGCCAAGUCUGCCGGGGAGAGGCGCAAUAUCAAGCAGCACCAGGCUUUUGAGUAUGAAUUCGGAGCCAUGUAUGCCUGGAUGCUUUGCGUGUUCACGGUCAUCAUGGCGUACAGUAUAACCUGCCCCAUAAUUGUGCCAUUCGGAUUAAUCUAUAUGCUGCUCAAGCACCUGGUGGACAGGCACAAUCUGUACUUCGCCUACUUACCUACAAAGCUGGACAGGAAGAUCCACUUUGCGGCUGUUCGCCAAGCCUUAGCGGCCCCCAUACUGUGUCUCAUGUGGCUCUUUUUCUUUUCUUUUUUGAGAAUGGGCUUUAAAGCUCCUUCCACGCUGUUUACCCUGAUCAUCCUGGUGAUCACGAUUUUCAUCUGCAUGCUUUACACGUGUUUCGGGUGGUUCAAGCACCUCAGUCCUCUGAAUUAUAAGAUCGUGGAGCUCGUAGCUGGUGCAGACACACCGAGUGCGGCCGGAGCUGCGUGGAACUCCACGAUGUAUGUACCAAAUGUGCUCAUUUCGGAACCUUCCGAGACGGCGAAGCUGGACCAGGAAAGGCACAAUUCUUACGGGACGAUAAACAAUGCAGAGACGCCAAACGCCCUGGAAAGCCCCGAGACCCCCGAGGCGGCCACCAGCCCAGAGGAAUACUCCGAUAAGCUCGUGGACUUGGAAAGUCCUUGACAAAUCUGUGCUUCCGAAAGAUAACACUAGAGGGAGACAUAACUCCCCUUAUCCGGGAGGACCCUGUGACAUCACAGCUGUGACAACACCACUCUGACCACAGAGCUUCACAUGAUUAGACUCAGAGUGGAUAAGGAAUCCGGAUGCCGGUUAGCUGUCCCUGGAACAGCUGGCCGUGUUGUAAAACUCAAGUCCGAUGCCUCUGGGUUACGGCAUUAUUAUAAACGGGGCUUUAUGAACAGAACAGAUCCCCUGGACUAUCUGCUUCCCUAUCUGCCAUUCAACAGGGGGGCUGCUGCUUGGGGUGGGGAGGAGCUGUCUGGGGAAAGGGCCACAAAUUAUUCCUCCUUCCAGACUUAAGAAAUGUCAAAGAAUGAACUAAAAACAAACCAAAGAAUUAAAGAGAAAUGUAACAGGAAUUGAUUGAUGGGAGUCCCUGAGGGGGCACAUAAGCGUAUUUUGUGCGUUAUAAGGGCAGCAUAUGGGUCUGUACACAGUCCUGCAAAGUGCCUUGUUAAUGCCCCCCCCCACCAAACUGCCACGAUCUGCCCUCCGGUGGCUGCUGCCGGGAGCGACGGACUCGACAAACCGGUGUUCUUUCCGGCGAACGCUUAAGUAUUUUAAACAAUGUAUCCAUGUCUUUCCAGAUAGAAGUCUCAGGAACCCAAAUUACUUUGAGCUUUUUGCCUACGUAUUUUAAGGUGCUGUUCCACUUUAUUGCACUUUUUUCAAAUGUUCAGUAAAAUGACCUUAGGAAA
Molecule: messenger RNA, 3338 nt
Organism: Spea bombifrons (plains spadefoot toad)
Lineage: Eukaryota; Metazoa; Chordata; Amphibia; Anura; Pelobatidae
Gene: TMEM63A
Product: transmembrane protein 63A
Exons: 23
Coding region: 133-2580 (815 amino acids)
Cellular component (GO): plasma membrane
Molecular function (GO): calcium-activated cation channel activity; nucleic acid binding
Source: RefSeq, a predicted model, not a curated record